Molecule: messenger RNA, 1120 nt
Organism: Gadus morhua (Atlantic cod)
Lineage: Eukaryota; Metazoa; Chordata; Actinopteri; Gadiformes; Gadidae
Gene: msantd1
Product: Myb/SANT-like DNA-binding domain containing 1
Exons: 3
Biological process (GO): positive regulation of DNA-templated transcription
Cellular component (GO): nuclear body
Source: RefSeq, a predicted model, not a curated record
UGCCUAAGGCCCCAUUUUGAGGGCUCUUUCAGCUAAGCUGUGUGGGGGAAAGGAGACGGUUAGGCGGCGGUGACUGUGUGUUAAUGCAUAGGGCUGCUCACUGUAAAGUCUAGAGAGAGAUCUCAGCAAGGCAAAAGGGCUUUUUACCCUCACACACUCUAAAGACUGUUCUGUGCAGUAGGUUGGAAAACAGGCUGUUUUUAACAAUGGCUUCAGAGGACAAUUUCAGCUACCUUCUGCCCGGCCACAGUGAGAAGCACAGGCGGGCCCGCAACUGGACCGACGGCGAGAUGAAGGCCUUGCUCUUCGUGUGGGAGGAGCAUCACAACGAGCUGAAGUUGAGCAAGAGGAACGCCAAGGUGUACGAGAAGAUGUCCCAGAGGUUCCUGGAGCUGACCGGCGAACUGCGCCACAAGGAGGAGAUCAAGAUGAAGAUCACCAACAUGUCCUUCCAGUACAGGAGACUCAAAUGCAACAGCGAGGAGGCCAGCGAGGCCCCGGAUUGGCCCUACUUCAAGGCCAUCGAGACCAUCCUGUCCAAGCCGCCGGAUAACGGACGGCUCAGCUCCUUCGAGUUCCACGCGGCGGCCGGGGGCGGGCCCUCCACCUCCUCCACCAAGUCCUCGGAGGGCCUGAUUGGCCAGGGCCCCGCGACGCGCAGCGGGGCAGCCGGGGGCCUCAUAGGCUUCCUGCCGGAGUACACCGGCUCCUCCGACGAGAUGGAGAUGAAACAGGAAGUGAUCGACUCGCUGAGCUCGGACAGCGUCCAGUCACUGGACUCCAGGCGACGUAUCCUUUAAACUCAAAACCCCAUGUCUCCCUGCAGCUCCCGUCCGGGGAAGAGAAAGCGCGCGGACAGGAAGCUGGUGUCCAUGAAGAGGAAGAAGCUGCGUCUGAUGAGGGCCAUGCUCCAGGAGCAGCGGCGGAUGAGUCGCUCCAUGGAGGAGAGCAGUCGGGAGGUGCGCCGCGCUCUGCAGCAGCAGAACUUCCUCCAGAUCCAGACGCUGCAGCUCCAGGAACGCAUGAUGAACCUGCUGGAGAAGCUGGUGCAGCCCACCCUCCCGGGCUCGGCCACACCGUGGGCCCAGGGCGGGGCCCAAGAACUGGGGAAGCCGUGAGA